AGAGGAGGUUCCCUCUGUGCUUGAGAGUCAUUUCAGCUCUGCUCAGCCUCUUGUUCAUUUCUCUCCAAGUCCCAGCUCUAACACCUAAAUUUUUUUUAAGCAUGCCACCCAAGAAGAUUGAACCAAAGAAACCUGAGCCCAAGAAGCCAGAACCGAAGAAAGAUGCAGCUCCAGCUGCUAAACCAGCUCCUCCUCCGGAGCCACUACCUGAACCACCCAAGGAGCCUGACUUUGAUCCAAAGAGUGUUGCUAUCGAGUUCUCAACUGAUCAGAUUGAGGAGUUCAAGGAGGCAUUUACCUUGUUUGACCGCACACCAACUGGGGAAAUGAAGAUCACGUAUGCCCAGUGUGGGGAUGUGAUGCGAGCUCUGGGCCAGAACCCGACCAACUCUGAUGUACUGAAAGUCCUUGGGAAGCCACGGCCAGAAGACAUGAACAUUAAAAUGCUGGACUUUGAGACUUUCCUGCCAAUGCUUCAACACAUUUCCCGUGCAAAGGAUCAAGGCAACUUUGAGGAUUUUGUGGAAGGGCUCAGGGUUUUUGACAAAGAAGGCAACGGCACCAUUAUGGGAGCAGAGCUUCGUCAUGUGCUCGCAACGCUUGGCGAGAGGAUGACAGAAGACGAAGUGGACAGACUGAUGGCUGGGCAGGAGGAUGCCAAUGGGUGUAUCAACUAUACCUCAUUUGUAAAGCACAUCCUCUCUGGUUAACGAGGACAUUCAACCAAAAAAGACAAACCUUCUUAUUUUUGUCACUUAUUGGAUCAUUGUAUAUUUAGAGGUGAGAUUGAUCUGAAAGCAGUGAAAAUAUGUUGAGGCUGUUAUACUCAGAAGUUACUUUUGAGCAGAAAAUGAAAUUGUAAGUUGUUCUUUUGAAUAAACUUUUUUUAAUAAAAAUGUCAAUAAUUUACCAUUGGCAAUGAAGAUACAUUGAUUAAUAAAGAAAACAUGAUUACUACAUGCAUUAAAAGUGACUUUUCAAUAUACUAAACAUUUAAUUUAGAAGAAAGAAGGACUACACAUGAAAAUGCACAUUUAUGUAGACACCUUGACAAAUGGUCAUAACGUAAUCUGGAAAAGCAGAAAGGAAAAAUAAAUAUUUGGUUCCAUCUUUAAAAGGAGAAAACUUUUUUUUUCUCAAUUCUGCUUCAAAAGAACAGAGUUUCAAUAAGCUUGCUUUUGUGCAGCAGCUGCUUUGAAUCAGCAUAUAUAUAUUUCACUUACACACACAUGCACACGCACAGAAGAGCAAGACAGGUGCACCAAGGACAGACCUCCUCACAUUAUUUGCAGAGCUGGCAGAACAAUUUGCAAUGCCUUUGUAAAGUAAAUAAAGGUUCAUAUAAAGUGAAAAAUGUAUGAAUAUAACAUGACUUGACUAUUUCAAGUCUUACUUUGCAAUAAAAAGUAAAACAAA
Messenger RNA from Xiphophorus hellerii (green swordtail), 1416 nucleotides. Its product is annotated as myosin light chain 4. The transcript has a single exon. The record is from RefSeq and is a predicted model, not a curated record. Gene Ontology annotation, cellular component: myosin II complex. Lineage: Eukaryota; Metazoa; Chordata; Actinopteri; Cyprinodontiformes; Poeciliidae. The coding region runs from base 102 to 710 and encodes 202 amino acids. Gene Ontology annotation, molecular function: calcium ion binding.